Messenger RNA from Phialemonium atrogriseum, 1096 nucleotides. RefSeq lists its product as uncharacterized. Lineage: Eukaryota; Fungi; Ascomycota; Sordariomycetes; Cephalothecales; Cephalothecaceae. The transcript has 2 exons. Gene Ontology annotation, molecular function: zinc ion binding; nucleic acid binding. Bases 430 to 1005 code for a protein of 191 amino acids. The record is from RefSeq and is a predicted model, not a curated record.
UGUCAUCGUGGAUCUCGUCCAAACAACGAAGCCAGGCUUUUGCGCUGAUACUCGUCGCAUUUGCGUUGCCCUGUCGUGUUCAAUCCAGGCCGAGAUUGUUCUCAUGAACCGAGGGGUGCAUGCGAACAGCUACAAAUGGAUUUCGAAGGAUCCUGACGUCGACCAUUUUAUUCUCAGACAGAUAUACCAAGAGCUUUACGAUGCUCAAGCUCACAUGGUCGUUGAGCUGCCCAAUGGAACGACUUGUCCAAAUGUCGGCAAGCGGUGCGUCAAUUGCGGCCAGCGUGGCCAUAUGAUUGCCCGGUGCCCUGAACCAUUGGUCUGCCGCAAUUGCUCCGAUGACGGCCAUGUUACAGAGGAUUGUCGGAAGCCAAAGACGAAAUUGUGCCGCCGUUGCCACAAGGACGAUCAUCUCGAGCGGAUUGCCUCAUGUGCAGUUACUGCCGCACCUUGGAUCAUAAAUCUAACGACUGCCCUGACAAGCCUCCCUUCACCGGUACCUGCAAUCUCUGCGAUGAACAGGGUCAUAUGGGCAAGGACUGUCCGAAGGACCCUUCACGUCGAUGCCACAAUUGCGACUCCCCCGACCAUCUGAUCAAGGAUUGCCCUCGACCGAAGAAGUGUAGGAAGUGCAAUGGAGAUCAUUGUACCGGCCAAUGUCCCACGAACAAGCCUUGCCGGAAGUGUCGAGAAAUCGGCCACCUGAGCCGUGACUGCCCCAAGUUUCCCCGAAGUGUUCGAUUUGCCAUGAACCCGGCCAUGACAACCAGAGCUGCUCGCACACUAAAGAUUAGGAAGGCGGGUGUUCAGCUGCAGCAGUCACUUCCCGGUAGCAAUAUCGCAAUACCGUCUGAACUUGAAGAUCAGGAUGGUGGUGAUUACGGCGAUGUAUUGGGAAACUCGGAACCCCAGACAGCGGCUGCUGCUGGCGGUGGAUGGGACGGCUCGGAUCAGACGGUGGCUGGUUCUGCUAAUCCUGGUGGCCACAGUAAUCCGGAGUGGUGAGCUUCAGAAGGAUUUGGUGCAGAUUUGGUGUUCCGUUUUGAUACAUAGCCAUGAUAGCUUUGCUCAUCGCUAUAGGUGCCUAUUAAUUUGG